Molecule: messenger RNA, 1725 nt
Organism: Penicillium canescens
Lineage: Eukaryota; Fungi; Ascomycota; Eurotiomycetes; Eurotiales; Aspergillaceae
Product: flavin-containing monooxygenase
Exons: 1
Coding region: 1-1725 (574 amino acids)
Molecular function (GO): NADP binding; N,N-dimethylaniline monooxygenase activity; flavin adenine dinucleotide binding
Source: RefSeq, a predicted model, not a curated record
AUGGGAUCUUCCACAACCACAGACCAUCAGUAUGACAUCCUCAUUAUCGGCGCUGGCCUCUCCGGCAUCUGUGCACUCCACAACCUCCGAGAACGCUUCCCGUCUUGGCGGGUAGGGGUCAUCGAAGCGGCCGAUAAUGUUGGAGGCACGUGGUACUGCAACCGUUACCCCGGCGCACGCGUCGAUUCCGAGUCCCUCUCUUAUGCAUACUCGUGGGAUAAGGAGGUGCUGAACGAAUGGCAUUGGAAAGAAUCCUUCGCUCCACAAUCAGAGAUCCACCGUUAUAUCGAGUAUGUCUGUGACAAACACAAUUUGCGCAAGGACAUUCAGUUCAAUACUCGCAUCAAGUCUGCCCAAUGGCAGGAUAAGAGCAACACCUGGCUGUUUUGUGAUGAAGCCGGUACCUUUUAUCGGACCCGUUUCUUCAUCAGCUGCAUGGGGUUCCUGUCUACCCCGACACUUCCAGCUAUUCCCGAUAUCGAAAAAUUCCAAGGCGAAGCUUUCCACACAUCCCGUUGGCCGCAAGACUUCGACCUGAAACGCGACCUAGCCAACAAGCGGAUUGGAGUGAUCGGCACUGGUGCUACAGGAAUUCAGACCAUCACUGCAGUAUCCAAAGAAUCUAGUAUCAAAUCUUUGAGCGUUUUCCAGCGAACAGCAAACUGGUCAGCACCACUUCGCAAUGAGCCCAUCAGCCUCGAUCAGAUGGAACAACACCGCAAGGACUACGACUCCCUUUUCCAACUAUGCGCGGAGACCCCAGGAUGCUUCAUGCACCAAGCGGACCCACGAAAGUCCCUAGAAGUGUCUGAGGCAGAGCGCUUCAAGCUCUGGGAAGAUAUAUACGCAAAGCCCGGUUUCGCCAAAUGGCUCGGCACAUUUAGCGACACAUAUACCGACCGCGAAGCGAACCGGCUCUAUUCCGACUUUAUGGCGAGCAAAAUCCGAGCGAGGGUGCACGACCCAAAGGUGGCAGACAGUUUGAUUCCUAAGAAUCAUGGCUUCGGCACACGGCGUGUACCUCUCGAGAGCGGAUACUUUGAAGUUUAUAACCAGCCCAACGUCAAUCUUGUCGAUCUGCAAAAGACGCCCAUAGAAAGAGUUACAGAGAAAGGCAUUAUCACAUCCGACGGCAAGCACCAUGAUCUGGACGUCUUGAUCUAUGCCACUGGCUUUGAUGCUAUCACUGGUGCAUUCAGCUCGAUUGAUUGGACCGGGAAAGAUGGCCGUCCCCUUCUCGGCUUUAGCGAUAACAACGAAGGCAAAGAAGCAAUUUGGAUAGACCACCGCCCACGCACAUACCUGGGUAUGACGGCCAACUCUAUGCCUAACAUGUUUAUGGUUCUUGGCCCUCACCAGCCAUUCGGCAACGCUCCUCGGACAAUUGAGCAUGCUGUUGAUGUUAUUUCGGACUUGCUUCAGUACUGCAAGGACAAUGACUACUCUUACGUGGAGCCUACACCAGAAGCUGUGGAUGCUUGGACUGAGCAUGUUGUCGAGUGCAGCAAGGGUGCUCUGUCGAAUGAAGUCGAUAGUUGGAUGACUGGUGUUAAUAAGAAUGUUAAGGGCAAGACUGUUCGCAGCGUGGCUCGGUAUUCUGGCAGUGCCGUCGAAUAUCGCCGGAGAUGCGCUCAGUCUAAAGCUGAAGGGUGGAAGGGGUUGACAUUUGAUAUGCUUCCUGAUGCUAAGAUUUCGAACCCCCAGAUUGCCACUUCCAGGCUUUGA